Molecule: messenger RNA, 2328 nt
Organism: Thecamonas trahens ATCC 50062
Lineage: Eukaryota; Apusomonadida; Apusomonadidae
Product: oxidoreductase
Exons: 3
Coding region: 1-2328 (775 amino acids)
Molecular function (GO): protein binding
Source: RefSeq, a predicted model, not a curated record
AUGGUGUUCUCGGGACGGACUCUGUUCAUCACCGGCGCCUCGCGGGGGAUUGGUCUGGCCAUUGCCCUCCGGGCGGCCAAGGACGGCGCCAAUGUGGUGGUGGCGGCAAAGACGGUCAACCCACAUCCCAAGCUCGAUGGGACGAUCUACACGGCGGCGUCGGCGAUUGAAGAGGCAGGCGGGCGGGCCAUGCCGAUGCAGGUGGACAUUCGCGAUGCCGAGGCGGUGAAAGAGGCGAUGGAUCAUGCGGCCAAAGUGUUUGGUGGCGUGGACGUGCUGGUCAACAACGCGUCGGCUAUCUCGCUGACGGGCACGCUCGAGACGCCGGUGAAGACCUACGAUCUCAUGCACGCCAUCAACGCGCGUGGCACGUUUGUGACCACUCAGGCGGCACUGCCGCACCUACUCAAGUCGACUACCGGCCCUGCGCCGCAUGUGCUCAACAUCUCGCCGCCGCUCAACCUCGAUCCCAAGUGGUUCGCCGACCACACGGCGUACACGGCGGCCAAGUACGGCAUGUCGCUCGCGGUUCUCGGUAUGGCUGCCGAGUUUUCGGGCAAGGUGGCGUUCAACGCCCUCUGGCCACGCACCACCAUCGCCACCGCUGCCAUCAAGAACGUCAUUGGCGGCGACGAGCUGAUGAACCGUUCGCGCAAGCCCGACAUUGUCGCAGACGCUGCCGCCAUCAUCCUCGCCCAACCGAUCGAGUACUCGGGCAACUUUGCCAUCGACGAUGACAUCCUCCGCGACGCUACCCUCGGUGGCGAUCCAUCCAUUGACCUUGACUCCUACUCUGUCGUCCGCGGCGCCGAUCUCCAGCCCGACUUUUCCUCUAAGCGAGCCACGGCCCGCCGCGCUGGGCUUGUGCUUGUACCCGCUGCUGCCCACUACAUCGACGAGUCCGUGGUGCAGAGCAGGACGACGGACGGCCUGCAGUUUGAGGAUCUGGCUGAAGAUGAGUUUGAGGAGGAGCUUGUGGUGGGCAUCGGCGUCGACUCGGACGACGAUGGCCAGGGGCCCUCGCUCGAUCUGGCCCAGGUCGGCGGCAUGAUCGACAUCUCCAACAUGAGUGGCCAGGGCGCGUCGUCGUCGGGCUCCACCCCGCAGGUCUGGCGGCCCGAGGAUGGCCUUGCCGAGGGCGAGCAGCUCGACUACGAUCCGUCGGUGUACAACCUGUUCCACACCAUGGACAUGGAGUGGCCAGCGCUCUCGUUCGACAUUGUCCGCGACUCGCUCGGCUACCGCCGCUCGCGCUUCCCGCACACCGUCUACGCCGUGGCCGGAACGCAGGCCGAAGACGCAUCGGCCAACGCGCUGGUGGUGAUGAAGCUCUCAUCGCUGGCGCGCAACGGGCACGGCGAGAAGCCCGAGGCGUCCGACGACGAGUCGGACGACGAGUCUGACGAUGACGAGUUUGACAUGGAGCCUGUGGUCGAGUACCGCUCGAUCCCGUUCUCCGGCUGCGCCAAUCGGGUCCGCUCCAUGCCGCAGACGCCGACCACCAUCGCCGCGUGGUCCGACCUCGGCACCGUCGCCAUCUACGAUCUGCAGCACUACCUCUCGGCGCUCGACGUGCCGCCGCCGCUUCCGCUCGCCCGCGAGCCCGAGCCGAUGCACGUCUUUACCGGCCACACCAUGGAGGGCUUUGCGCUUGACUGGUCGCCUGUCACCCAGGGCCGCCUCCUCUCGGGCGACUGCGCCCGCAACAUCCACCUAUGGGAGCCGCGCGAGUCCGGGUGGGCCGUCGACAUUGCGCCGUACGUCGGCCACACCGACUCGGUCGAGGACCUGCAGUGGUCGCCGAACCAGGCCUCGGUCUUUGCUUCGGCCUCGGUCGACGGCUCGGUUGCCAUCUGGGACGUGCGCAAGAAGGGCGGGCCGGCCCUCUCGCGCCCAGCCCACUCAUCGGACGUCAACGUCAUCUCAUGGAACCCGCUCGUCGAGUUCCUUCUUGUCUCGGGCGGUGACGACGGCACUUUUGCCAUCUGGGACCUGCGCUUCUUCCAGGACGCCGACGAGGGUUACGAGCAGCGCUUCUCGUACCACUCGGCGCCCAUCACCUCGGUCGACUGGCACCCGACUGAGGCCUCCUCGCUCGCCGUCUCGUCCGACGACAACCAGAUCACUCUCUGGGACCUCGGCGUCGAGGCCGACGACGAGGAGCUCCGCAACGACGCAGAGUUUGUUGCAGACUACCCGCCGCAGCUUCUCUUUGUCCACCAGGGCCUCACCGAGGUCAAGGAGAUCCACUGGCACCCGCAGAUCCCGGGCAUGCUCAUGGCCACUGGUGCCGAGGGCUUUAACGUCUUCAAGCCCAUCAACUUUUAG